AUGAUUGAGAGAGAUUUGGUUGCUACCCUUUACCUGACAGUUGAGAUUGAGGACAAACCUUGUGACAUAUGUGGCGAUAUUGGUGUCCUGGAGGCAAUAGUUACGUGCUCUCAAUGCAACAUAAAUCAUGAGCACAUUUACUGCAGGCAACCAUUUAGCGAGGAUGUCCCAGAUGUUUGGCUUUGUCAACCAUGUGGCAUUGGAAGUAUGAGUUCAUCAAGUUCUUUGACGGAAGACUUGCUGAGGACAUUAACUCCAAACCCCUCAGAUGUUGUGGACCAUGAAAGUACUUGUUCAGCAGGUUCUAGCAAGCUUCCCAAUUAUGAAGAGAUUGUUAAAACUGAGAAAGUGGAACACAGUACUCCUGUUGAAGAAGGUGAACCUUAUGACAUAUCUGGCGAUACUGGUACUCCUGAAGCAAUUAUGGCUUGCUGUCGAUGCAAAAUAGCUCGUGAGCAUAUGAAACCCUUUUGGGAGGAUGACCCAGACUCUUGGCUUUGUGAAGCAUGUGAAAUGGGAAGUUCGGUUUCACCAAAAGCCCCCAAUAUGUUAAUGUCGGACCCUUUAGGUAUGAUGCAGAAGGAAAAUACUAAUCCAUCCAGUCGUGGCAAGCUUCUCAAAUGGGAAAAGAUUGGUAAAACUGGGAAAGUGAAGUACAUUCCUGCUCAAGAAGCAAUCAUGCUAUCUUCAGGAGCCAAGAAUUUCGAAUCCCCUUCAAAGAGUAAUAUGAACUCAAAGUCUGGGCCAUCGAAAAUUUCUGUUCGUAUUUCUGAAAGAACUCCCAUAAAGCCCAUGGCUAUGUCCCCUAAGUCAUCAUUUUCCGUCAAAGCAAACCCUAGUUUUAGGCUACCCGAAUUUCCGCCUACUGGAAAUGGCAACAGCCUCACCAAUCAAGUUGGUCAACAAGAAGUAACUCAAACAUCAAAAGAACCUAAAGAAAAGAAAGCUGCUCAAGCUCCCAGGAAGGAACAUUUUCCCAUGGAACAACCUGCAGAUGCCGUUAGCUCUGCUGUAGAAACCCAAAAUGUUAGUGCAAAGGAAGAUAAUGUGGUGAAUAAAGCAUCAUCGGAUUCCCCACAAGCGAUUCUUUUUCCACCAAUAGUCAGUUCAGGCAAGACCUGUGAAAUCAACUUGACCGACCUACAUCAUGACUCUACACAUCCAGUAUUGAACAUCUAUCUCGUAGGCAGUAAUAAUGGUUGUAGUAAUGUGGAGCCAAGAAAAUUCAAUGCUGAGAAUGGUGACCAGAUGAAUAUUCUGCCUAAAGAUGACAAAUGUGUUCAAGGUCCUGCUCUAGAUUCUUCUUGGAAGGGAAGCUUCAAAAUUCUUGAUACCGUUAACUGUAAAGAACUCAAUGAAGGGUUUUUUGCUCAUCCUCCUUUGAAAGUCCGUCGCAAAGUCUAUGAGUUCUCAAAAGCAAUGCCUCAAGUCCUUCUGUUCACAUUGAUUCCGCGUUCUAAUGUUUGGACCAAUAUAUUUCUGGACUACUGUCCUGGUGAGGAUGAUAUAGGGCUGUACUUCUUCUCCAGCAAUAGUCAGAGAUCUGCACCGUAUAUCUGCCUCCUGGAGUUCAUAGAGAAACAAGACUUAGUGAUGAGAAGUUACGUGGAUGGUGUAGAGUUGUUGGUGUUUACAUCCAAACUUCUGCAAACUAAUUCUCAAAGAUGGAAUGAGGAAUACUACUUCUGGGGAAUCUUCCGUGGUGUCAAAAAGCAUGAAGCUGUUUGCAAGCAUGACAAGGAAAUCACAUUUCCCAUUCAGUCGUCAGACUGUGCUAUUGACAUGGAGAUUGACAUGCUUGCUGGAAAAGACGUGGGAAGAUUGGACAUAGCAAUUCCAGGAAGAUCAUCCAAGAGGAGCUGCAAUAGCUAUAGGGAUGAAAAAGCCACUGCAAUAUCCUUGCAUCCAGAGAUUCCUUGUGUUUCAAGAAAUUUCAGUUUUGCUACACAAAAGCCCUUGCUAGAGGUUAACAAUGAGCUUUUCGACGAGAUUCCUCCUGGUUUUGAGGAGAUUCAUCAGCUGAAUGUCCAGAAUAAGGCACUUACGAAGAUGGGUAGAGAUGAAAAAUCCCUUAUGCUUGAUGGGGAAGCUAGAAACCCAGAAAAGGAGAGCAGAAGAUUUAAGAGUUUGUCCGAAGUCCUUAGGGCUGGGAGCUUGCAACCUAACUCUCGCUCUGUUUGCUACUAACCUCUUCACAACUGCAGUCCAUCUUCUCAGAAUCUUACCACGGAAAAUUUAGUUCUGACCAUCACAAACAAUCGUUCGAGAUACCCACUGUUUCACGGAACGAAGAAAGAUGUGUCAAAACAGUGGAAGAAAUCAUGAUGUCUACACAAUCGUGUAAUGAUGAUUCAUCUAAAGUUCAAAUACAGGGAAUCCCAAGAAGAUAGUUUAUCUUCUAUGUUUGCUUGUGAAAGCCAGAAUUAAAGUUCCCUUGUAAGAAUUUGUGAAGCUGGAUUGCAGUU
This is a messenger RNA of Rhododendron vialii, 2465 nucleotides long. RefSeq lists its product as uncharacterized. The record is from RefSeq and is a predicted model, not a curated record. Bases 1 to 2187 code for a protein of 728 amino acids. NCBI's taxonomy places the organism in Eukaryota, Viridiplantae, Streptophyta, Magnoliopsida, Ericales, Ericaceae. The transcript has 11 exons.